AUGCUCCAACUCUACCAACCGCUCGCCAGCUGUGCGCCAUCCACGCAUGAAGACGUCUACAUUUUUGCAAUAGCCCCCGUCGCGGGACGCGGACUUGCUGCCAUCACUUCUGCCGAUGAGCUUCUUCUCCUCGAUAGGGACAACCUGGCGGUUUCCAACCCCAUGGGGAUUCAAGGGGUGCCCCAUAGGCUCUCUUCUUUGGUGGUUGACGAGCAGGGAACAAGUCUGAUUUGUGCUGGAGACGAUGGGACCGUGGCAAUUUUUGACGUCCGAACUCAGUCCAGUGUUGCCCACUUCAAGUCGGCCAAACCUGUCAAUUCUCUGGCUCUCAGGCUGAACGAUGUGGCUCUUGGCAGCGAAGCGCUCGUAUCCGUCUGGGAUCGAAGACAAGCGAAGGUCAGAUGGCAGAAUGCUGAGAUCAACGAUGAAAUCACGGCAUUGGGCUUCCACCCCUCCAGGGAUAAUCUGCUUCUGAGCGGAGGCGAUGACGGUGUAGUCUGCGUGUUUGACACCCAAAUUCAGGAAGAGCAGGACAGUCUGCUUCAGGCCGUCAACCAUGGUCCAAUUCACAAGGCAGGCUUCUUGGGACCAACAAAUCUAUACGCUUUGAGUUCGGACCAGAAUCUGGCGCUGCACUCUCUCACUGUUGAUGACGCAGAUGCGGAAACAGAUCAACCAGCACCGGAUCAGUUGGGCGAUCUGAGACCAAUUAUCCCCUGUGAAUAUGUGAUUGACAUCCUCCAAAGCGGCACGGACCAUGUCGUGGCUUGUGGCUCGCAUAGCAAUUCUCGUGUUGACUUGGUCCGAGUGGGCCGAGGAACAGGCCUCAAUGUGGACCAGCGAAUCGUCCUCGAAAAUGCCCAUGGUGGAGAGGUUGUUCGAUCAAUAUUUGCAGACGAAACCGACGGUACAAUUUUCACGGCAGGCGAAGACGGACGCAUUAUGGCAUUUCGUCCAUACGGCAGCGGUCUACCUAUCACUCCUGUUAAAGGCACGAAACCCAAGAAGGUCACAGAUACGAGAUACAGACCCUACUAG
Messenger RNA from Fonsecaea pedrosoi CBS 271.37, 1038 nucleotides. RefSeq lists its product as uncharacterized. The record is from RefSeq and is a predicted model, not a curated record. Gene Ontology annotation, molecular function: protein binding. Lineage: Eukaryota; Fungi; Ascomycota; Eurotiomycetes; Chaetothyriales; Herpotrichiellaceae. The coding region runs from base 1 to 1038 and encodes 345 amino acids. The transcript has 5 exons.